Messenger RNA from Microdochium trichocladiopsis, 2383 nucleotides. RefSeq lists its product as uncharacterized. The transcript has 2 exons. Gene Ontology annotation, cellular component: cytoplasm. The record is from RefSeq and is a predicted model, not a curated record. The coding region runs from base 282 to 2282 and encodes 666 amino acids. Gene Ontology annotation, biological process: cellular response to oxidative stress. NCBI's taxonomy places the organism in Eukaryota, Fungi, Ascomycota, Sordariomycetes, Xylariales, Microdochiaceae.
CAUCCAUCAACCUCGACCACCUGGGCCGGCCUGAUCCAUUUCGAGUUCCAGACCGCGACAACGGGCGCAGAUCCCCUCGCUUCCAGCAUAUCCCCCACCAGUCCUACAAGUCUCCACGCCGCGCGGCACCAGCCUACUCUUACACCACAGACGUGUGAAAGCUACCCCGCUACCAACAGCAACGACUCCUCGGCCUCGAAGCCAACAACGGCACAGCGCUCACUCAGCGUGAGGACUUCACUCGCUACUCCCCCCACGAUCAGUCACGUCCACCCGUCGCCAUGGCGAGCCUCGACGAGUCCAUCACUGCCAUCAAGGAAGGCGCCAAGGAGGAUCGCUUCACCUACCUCACCAUUCUCCAGUACCACGUCACCCGGCCCGAGGUCCUCCCCGCGCUCAACGAGGUCCUCCAGGAUGCAGACCUCACCUCAGAGAUCGGCUGGGACCUCGUCCAGAUGCUUGUCGACCUCGAAGGCUCCUCUGCAUGUCUCGAGACGGUCGCCCGGCUCGGCAACCCCCGCGAGGUCGUCAUCAAGGUCAUGGAGUCGCUCGACAGCCUCACGGAAUCCUGGUCGCGCGAGGCCGAGCGCGCAGAGGACAUCCAGGAGAUCGCCUCGACCUCCAAGAUCCCGGGCAAGUUCAUCACUCUGUGUGGGAUGCUCUCAAUCCUGCACGGCCGUAUCAAGACCAAAUACCCUUCGCGCUUCCUCGGGCCCUCGCUUGUAAAAGUAUUUGAGGCAUACCAGCCACUGCCCGAGAUGACGGCUGCCGUCAUCAACUUGGUCCGCUCGCUGAGCGGACGGAAGCGGCCCCCCUUGCCGAGCAGGAAAUCCAGCAUCAACGUGCUCGACCCGAACAAAGAUGGCGACAGCUCCAAGAACGCCCCCGACCCAGAGGCCGAGAGCGAGGACCCUACCGAGGAGGCAAUGCAGCAGAAGCUGCUGCAGUCGUUCAUCACGUGCAUCCUGCAGCGAUUUGUCAAUGCUCAUCCGAUGCGCUGGACGCCGAGGUUGACGGACGUGUAUCAACCAGAGCGGAGGAUACCAGGCCGCAAGACGACAGUGGAGGCGUAUAGUGAGAAUGAGACGUUGCAGAAGAGGGACGGUGUCGUCGGACAGCUCGUGGCUCUGCUCAGUGAUUUGGGCCUCAACAAAUGCCCAAACGAUUUUGUCAGAAGCAUAUAUCAACAUUCCACCGCUGUGGACCCCCUUGCCGCCUUCGACGACUUCAGCUCACCCGAAGACAUCCAGCUGUCGCCUGGAGGCGUGGUCUGCCUGAUCGCAUACUGGUUGUUCGCCUCGGCGGUCUUCCAGGCCCACCAACCCGAGUGCGAGUUGUACAUAUUCCCCGAACACCUCGCACUGCUAGAGCGGUUCCUCGGCCAGGACGCCGAGGCGGAAAUCACCAGCGCGCCAGGCACAGCGGAUGCGCUUCUGGCCAUCGGUGUCGCGCUGGAGCAGAAGGACCGGAUAACGGAGCAGGAGGAGCCGUCCAUAAUGGCGUAUCACCACCACCUGACGCUUAUUUCCGUCUUCCACCCAGACAUUGCGAUCCGCAGCGCGGCAACCAACUUUGCCGGUGUGAUCCUGCACUCUGACCCAGACCAGCAGAACCGCCUCGAGAUCCUCGAAGACCUGCUUGAGAACUGCAUGUUUGCAUCACUCAAGGCAUGCGCGCUGACGUGGCUGAAGGAGGAAAUCAUCGCAGCGACCAAGGAGGGGCCGAGCGGCAACACCGAAUCGACGACAUCUCCUCCGUCUUCGUCCUCGCUCUUCGCGUCACCAGAAGUGAUUGACCGCCUCCAGUACGCCAUCUUCCCGGACAUGAUCUCCGCACUGGUCCCCGGCGGCGGCAACCUCACCGCAGAGGGUGGGCUCACAGGAUUGGACACGGACGGCGCUGCCACGAGCGUGGUAGACAGGACACUAGAGAUAACGGCGGGUGGCAACGACGACGAUGACCUCACAUUGGCCGUGAUCAUGGACUACUGGGUGCAAAACCGCCCGUUCAUCCUGCAGGCCGCCAAUUUUGCAUACUUCCUGCUCGCCGCGGGGUCCGACACAUCGACAACGUCAAGUAAGACGCCUGCAGCUGGUGCUCCUCCACAAGCACGAGUCGUCCCAGAUGGGAUGGCGGCAGCCGUGGAGCAACGCUUCGCGGAGCCGCUGAUCGGGGCGGCGCAGAAGCUCCAGCAGAGCGCGGCCAAGUUUGGCCUCGGCGGAGAGGAGGAGAUGGAGCUGAGCAUACUGGUCGACCGGCUACAGAGCUUGACGAGGCGCUGAUUAAACACCAGAAAACGUGGGGUUGCCUGCAAGCAAUAUGGACAAAAAUGCCACCCGCCCAGCUAGCGUCAAGUCUGGCACCCUCUCUUUUUCGGUGUCGC